AUGCCAGGCGUCUUUUCCCAUUUUGCUACGAGAAAAGCACACUUUCUUCUAAUCUAUCUAUCUAUCUAUCUAUCUAUCUAUCUCAGUCUGCCCAUAACUCUCAGAGUUUGGGCUGCUAUACUCUCUGGCGAGGUAGUUGGACUCAUAUCUAUCUAUCUAUCUAUCUUAGACUGUGCAUUAUCUAUCUAUCUAUCUAUCUAUCUAUCUAUCUAUCUAUCUAUCUAUCUUAGCCUAUUGUUCAUUAUCUAUCUAUCUAUCUAUCUUAGCCUGCCCAUUAUCUAUCUAUCUAUCUAUCUAUCUAUCUAUCUAUCUAUCUAUCUAUCUAAGACUGUUCAUUAUCUAUCUAUCUAUCUAUCUAUCUAUCUAUCUAUCUUAGCCUCCUGUGCAUUAUUAUCUAUCUAUCUAUCUAUCUAUCUAUCUAUCUAUCUAUCUAUCUAUCUUAGCCUGUGCACUAUCUUAGCCUGUCCAUUAUCUAUCUAUCUAUCUAUCUAUCUAUCUAUCUAUCUAUCUAUCUAUCUAUCUAUCUAUAUGUCAGUUUGGUUAGAGACAAGAGCUUUCUCUCUUUCUCUCACUCGUCUUUCUUUCUUUCUUUCUUUCUUUCUUUCUCUCUUUCUUUCUUUCUUAUCUAUCUAUCUAUCUAACACUGUUCAUUAUCUAUCUAUCUAUCUGUCACAAGACAUGGAAAUAUUUAUUUAUUUUAUUACGGUCUUCUCUGAUUUUUCCUUUUGUCUUCUGAUUUUCUUUCUUUGCUUAUUCCAAUCCAUUUCAGGAAUUUUCCUUCGCUAUAUCCUUGUGCAUCUUUCGUUUUCUUUCUUUCCACCUUCUCACACAUCAGUUCCAAUUCGCGACACAAUCACCCUCACUGCCUCCAGUAUAUUCUUAACUCCAUCCAUUUCGAAUUGA
This is a messenger RNA of Acanthosepion pharaonis, 903 nucleotides long. NCBI's taxonomy places the organism in Eukaryota, Metazoa, Mollusca, Cephalopoda, Sepiida, Sepiidae. The record is from the annotation of a GenBank genome assembly.